AUGGCCAAAGGAACUGCAUCCUCCCCAGCUACCGCGACGGCGACGCCCCCCUCUGCAGCCCUGAAGCGAUCCACAUCCAGCACGCAGAACAUGAAGAACCAAAAGUCUAUCCUGGGGUUCUUCCAGAAGUCGUCCCCUGCGACGCCGUCGAACGCAGCUCGCAGCGCGGACCCUGCGUCCUCGCCGGCACAGCGGGUGUCGGAGAACCGGGGCAAGGGAACAACAACAGCAUCUUCGGCACAGAAGAAGAAAGGUCCGGCGAAGUUCGCACAGAAUCUGACCCCCGUCCCGAGUAGUGACCUAAUCAUUCCUGAGGAGGAAGAGGAGGGGGAGGGGGAGGAGGAACAAGAGACAGAGACGACGCCCAAGGCUGACGCGGCGUCGACUUCACCUUCUCGCCGAGCCAAGAAGCAGGUCAAUUAUAUUGAGUCGGACUCGGAAGGCGAAGAUGAUGAUGAACAGAUAUUCCGUCCCGGUCGGAAAAACGCUGCCCGAGGUCAAGCAAACAAGCGAGUGAAACUGUCUGCCGAUAGCGAUGAGGAAUUCGAACAGAAAGAUGGAGACGCUGGAUACUCCGACGAUGAAAUGGAGGAUUUUAUUGUUCCGGACGAUUCGGAUGAGGAAGCCAGACCGUCAAAGAAGCGCAAGAGACCAGCACAGCAGCCUGUUCGCAAGUCGACUUCACUUUCUGACCAGCCUGUCCCUCCAUCUCCCGAUGGUGAUUUGGAUCUCGAACUCCCAGAGGCCUCGACUGGAACAGCCUUGAAAUGGGCGUACGACCCCGAGAACUCGGAGCCACGCAAGGCCAGACCGGCUGCUCCUGCAGCCCCGAAGACGCCGUCAAGCACUCGCAAGGAGAAAGCACAUGUCAGAGAGCCUGAAGACAGGUAUCCUUGGCUUGCCAAUCUUCGGGACAUGGAUGGCCACGCUCCUGACCAUCCGGAUUACGAUCCUCGAACCAUUUAUAUCCCACCAUUGGCAUGGUCUAAGUUCUCUCCCUUCGAGAAGCAGUACUGGGAAAUAAAGCAGAAAUUCUGGGAUACGGUUGUAUUCUUCAAGAAGGGAAAAUUCUACGAGCUAUAUGAAAACGAUGCCACCAUUGGCCACCAGCUAUUCGAUCUUAAACUCACUGACCGCGUCAACAUGCGCAUGGUGGGUGUUCCGGAAAUGAGUCUGGACCACUGGGCGAACCAAUUCGUCGCCAAAGGCUUCAAGAUCGCCAGAGUCGACCAGAUCGAGUCUGCUCUCGGUAAAGAGAUGCGCGAAAGAGAUGGUAAGAAGGGCAACGCCAAAGAGGACAAAGUCAUCAAACGCGAACUGGCCAGCGUUCUGACAGCGGGAACUCUCGUUGAAGGGUCAAUGCUUCAGGAUGACAUGUCGACCUACUGUGUUGCCAUCAAGGAAGCAAUUAUCGAUGAGCUUCCUGCUUUUGGCCUGGCAUUUGUCGACACCGCGACAGGCCAGUUCUUCUUGUCUGAGUUUGUUGAUGAUGUCGACAUGACCAAAUUCGAAACCUUUGUCGCCCAGACUCGCCCUCAAGAACUGCUCUUGGAAAAGUCUACCGUAUCGCAAAAAGCCAUGCGUAUCCUUAAGAACAACACUGGCCCGACAACCAUCUGGAACCAUAUGAAGCCCGGAAAGGAGUUCUGGGAAGCUGAUAUCACGGUGAAGGAGCUUGACGCCAGCAAGUAUUUUGUCUCCGAAGAUGACGAGAACCUCACCGCGUGGCCAGAGGUUCUGCGGGCAGCCCGUGACAAGGAGCUGGUCAUGUCCGCCUUCGGAGCCUUGGUGCAGUAUCUCAGACUGUUGAAGUUGGACCGUGACCUGAUUACCAUCGGCAACUUUACCUGGUAUGACCCGAUCAAGAAGGCCUCCAGCCUGGUCCUCGAUGGCCAAACUCUGAUCAACCUCGAGGUUUUUGCCAAUUCGUUCGACGGUGGCAUAGACGGAACUUUGUUCCAGCUUCUGAACCGUUGCAUCACGCCCUUUGGAAAGCGAAUGUUCAAGCAAUGGGUAUGCCACCCCCUUAUGGACAAACAGAAAAUCAAUGCCAGGCUCGACGCUGUUGAUUCUCUCAACGCCGAUUCGAGCAUCCGUGAUCAGUUUUCCGGAUGCCUGGCUAAGAUGCCGGACCUCGAAAGACUGAUAUCGCGAGUCCAUGCCGGAAACUGCAGGGCACAGGACUUUGUGCGGGUCUUGGAAGGGUUUGAGCAAAUAGACUACACCAUGAGCCUGCUCAAGGAAAGUGGCUCUGGUGAUGGCGUUAUUGGCCAGCUUAUCAACGGCAUGCCCGACAUGAGCUUAUUGCUAGAGUAUUGGAAGACCGCCUUCGAUCGCGCCAAGGCCAAGGAGAACGGCAUCUUGGUGCCGGAGCCUGGCGUCGAAGAAGACUUCGACAGCUCCCAGGGGUACAUCGAGGAACUUCACCAGGAACUCGAUAACUUGUUGAAGAAACACCGUCGAGAGCUCGGCUCAACCGCCAUCUGCUACCGCGAUAACGGCAAGGAAAUCUACCAACUGGAGGUUCCGAUCAAGGUGAAAAAUGUCCCAAAGCACUGGGACCAAAUGUCUGCCACAAAGCAGGUGAAGCGAUACUACUUCCCAGAGCUGCGGUCCCUCAUCCGCAAGCUGCAAGAGGCCCAGGAAACACACAGUCAGAUUGUGAAGGAAGUUGCUGGACGAUUCUAUGCGCGAUUUGACGAGAGUUACAUGACCUGGCUUGCUGCUGUGCGGAUAGUCGCCCAGCUUGACUGCCUGAUCAGCUUGGCCAAAGCUUCAUCGUCGCUUGGCCAACCGAGUUGCCGGCCGGUGUUCGUUGAGGACGAACGUAGCGUCCUGGAAUUCGAGGAGCUGCGUCACCCUUGUCUGAUCACUGCCGUGGAAGACUUCAUCCCUAACGAUGUGAAGCUGGGCGGGGAGCGGCCCAAUAUCGACUUGCUCACUGGUGCCAACGCGGCCGGAAAAUCCACAGUUCUUCGCAUGACUUGCGUUGCUGUUAUCAUGGCGCAGAUCGGCUGCUACCUCCCUUGCCAAUCGGCACGUCUCACCCCAGUCGACCGUAUCAUGUCUCGGCUGGGAGCAAACGACAACAUCUUUGCCGCGCAGUCGACCUUCUUCGUGGAGUUAUCCGAGACGAAGAAGAUUCUGUCCGAGGCGACGCCCCGGUCGCUGGUGAUUCUCGACGAGCUGGGCCGCGGGACGAGCUCAUAUGACGGAGUCGCCGUUGCGCAGGCGGUGCUGCACCACGUCGCGACGCACAUUGGAGCGCUGGGAUUCUUCGCCACGCACUACCACUCCCUCGCGGCGGAAUUCGAGGGCCACCCGGAGAUCGCCCCGAAACGCAUGCGCAUCCACGUGGACGACGAGGAGCGGCGCGUGACCUUCUUGUAUAAAUUGGAGGCCGGCGUGGCGGAGGGCAGCUUCGGCAUGCACUGCGCGUCGAUGUGCGGCAUCUCGAAUAAGGUCAUCGAGCGGGCCGAGGUCGCCGCCAAGCAGUGGGAGCAUACCAGUCGGCUCAAGGAAAGCUUGGAGCGACGCCGCGGCGGCGGACUCAUCGGCUUGGGCUGGCUGAGCGAUGUUGCCUGGGCGAUCCGGGAGUCUCCCGGCGAGACCGGUGCCCAGAGCAAUGAUGAUAUAAGUGAGAGGGGGUUAGAAGUGUUGCUCAAGGCGAUUGAAGCUCUCUAA
Molecule: messenger RNA, 3684 nt
Organism: Penicilliopsis zonata CBS 506.65
Lineage: Eukaryota; Fungi; Ascomycota; Eurotiomycetes; Eurotiales; Aspergillaceae
Exons: 3
Coding region: 1-3684 (1227 amino acids)
Biological process (GO): mismatch repair
Cellular component (GO): nucleus; MutSalpha complex
Molecular function (GO): mismatched DNA binding; ATP-dependent DNA damage sensor activity; ATP binding
Source: RefSeq, a predicted model, not a curated record